AUGUCUCCUUCAAAUAGUAAUAUUGCUAGUACUACUGGAGGAGGAGGAGGAGGAGGAGGAAGUAAUAACAGUAAUAAGAAUUAUAUAGAACAUCAAGUUUCUAAGAGGGACACUCUUGCUGGUGUUGCGAUCAAAUACGGUGUUGAGGUGGCAGACAUCAAAAGGUUAAAUGGGUUAUCGACAGAUCUUCAGAUGUUUGCUUUGAAGACCUUGCUUAUUCCAUUACCAGGAAGACAUCCACCUUCUCCCAUUUUGUCUAAUGGUUCUGCUUCUCGAGGAGGAAACAACAUUGACAAAACACCACCACGGCCAUGCCACUUGAAUGUGUUGGAAACACUCGAGUCUUUAAGCUUAAAAUCACCUCAAAAGAAGGCUUCUCCAGCUAUGAGCACUUUACAGAAGUUCUAUGGUCUCAAAUCUUCAAAACAUAAGGAUUCAGCUGAAGGUAUGGAGAUGGCUGUUUACAGAACUGGAAACUUGGAUUACUUAAAUGAGGGGCUGCUGUAUAAAGCUUUACCAGUAUCUGGCCCAUCUUAUAGGAAUCACAAAUCCAUAAAUUUGGCCGAUGGUUUCUUGCCUGAUAAUGGUUCGGUGGCAGAAUACAAGCCUCUUUCAGAAGCUAGAGAUGGGGAAGGUGAGAAAUCCAAUGAGAAGUUUGUUCGAAGACGCCAGAAAGCUGAAGCUGAUCCUAGAGCUGGCACACCAGAAAAGCUGUUGAAAGAAGAGAACAAUGGUGGAAGCAGUGCUUUUUCACCUGUAACUGGAAAGAGACUAGCAAUGAGACCAAAAUCAGCAAGCAGAACAUCACUGGCUGCUGAAUCAGAGCCAGGAUGGCUGAAUGCUAUGCCGGUGGGCAUGGGAGAUUCCAUAAUUGCUGAUGGGUCUGUUGGAGUUCAUAAGUCAUCAAGCACAUCAAGUCUGCAGGACCAGGAGAACAAUAAUUUCUCUUCUGUUUGGACAACUUCUAAGUGGAGUUUGAAACCCGAUUUACAGGCUCUCUCUAAUGCAGCCAUCAGUAUACCAAAAUUUGAUGGCUUACCCAAGCCAUCUGGACGCUGGAGCAAAGCUGCCCUUGAUUAG
Dovyalis caffra is the source of this 1080-nucleotide messenger RNA. NCBI's taxonomy places the organism in Eukaryota, Viridiplantae, Streptophyta, Magnoliopsida, Malpighiales, Salicaceae. The record is from the annotation of a GenBank genome assembly.